Messenger RNA from Elephantulus edwardii (Cape elephant shrew), 1230 nucleotides. RefSeq names its product oxidoreductase NAD-binding domain containing 1 (gene OXNAD1). Lineage: Eukaryota; Metazoa; Chordata; Mammalia; Macroscelidea; Macroscelididae. Gene Ontology annotation, cellular component: mitochondrion. The coding region runs from base 1 to 1230 and encodes 409 amino acids. The transcript is spliced from 8 exons. The record is from RefSeq and is a predicted model, not a curated record. Gene Ontology annotation, molecular function: oxidoreductase activity.
AUGGCGCGCGCGGCUGCUACGUCAUGUAGGCGCCGCCGCCGGAGGAAUGUGGUCACGUUUCUGGAGCAGCUGGGUGUCCAGGAACGGCCGCGCGCUCUCCCCGGGCUUCCUCGACCUCACGAGGCCCUGCACGCCCGGCCGGAGGCCGCGGCCUCUCCGGGCCAUCCGCCUGGCCCUGGUCGGCCCUCGGGAAGGGAGCGCCGCUUCGCUCUCCGCCUUAGCCUCUCUCUCCAUUGCUUGACAGUUCAUGGAGUGACUUGUCACAGUCCCUGGCGGCACGUGACUUCAGGACGCUCUGUGGCUGGCGCUGUGGACAUGAUUCCUGGGGUGUUUCGAGGCUGCGCUGGCACCAUCUGCUCCCAGGUCCCCUCCUGGAGAUUGAGCGCCCUGCGCCACCUGACCCUCCCCAGAGUCAUGAAGUCUCAUAAGAAGACUGAUCACAUGGAGAGAACUGCAAAUGUCGCUCGCUGGGAGGUCGUGUCCACGGCGAAGGUGUGUGGCCUGGCCGACGAGUCGCCCUCCGUGAAGAUGCUCCGUCUCCAUGUCGCUAAGAAGGACCUGGCCUUUCGAGCCGGCCAGUGGGUUGAUUUCUCUAUCCCCGGAGUCCCUGUGGUUGGUGGCUUCUCCAUAUGCUCCAGUCCCAGGCUUCUCCAACAAGAGAGAAUUCUAGAACUUGCUGUGAAAUACACCACCCACCCUCCUGCCCUCUGGGUCCACAGCCAGUGCACGCUGGACUCUGAAGUGGCCCUGAGAGUGGGUGGAGACUUCUUCUUUGACCCUCAGCCCCACGAUGCCUCCAGAAACCUGGUGCUGAUCGCAGGCGGGGUGGGCAUCAACCCCCUGCUCUCCAUCCUGCGGCACGCAGCGGACCUCCUCCGAGAGAGGGCGGCCACGGGCCGUGGGUACGAGGUGGGCACGGUGAGCCUGUUCUACAGCGCAAGGAACACCAGCGAGCUCCUGUUCACGAAGAACAUUCUCGAGUUAGUGAAUGAAUUUCCCGAGAAGAUCGCGUGCAGUUUGCAUGUUACCAAACAGACAACGCCCAUCAGUGCAGACCUCAAGCCAUAUGUCACUGAAGGAAGAAUAAAGGAGGAGGAGAUAAGAGACCUUAUUUCCAGAGAGACCCUGUUCUACAUCUGCGGGCCCCCUCCGAUGACGGACUUUUUCUCCAAGCAGCUGGAGGGCAGCCACGUGCCCAGGGAGCACAUCUGCUUUGAGAAGUGGUGGUAG